Molecule: messenger RNA, 2131 nt
Organism: Arabidopsis lyrata subsp. lyrata
Lineage: Eukaryota; Viridiplantae; Streptophyta; Magnoliopsida; Brassicales; Brassicaceae
Product: hydroxyproline O-galactosyltransferase GALT3
Cellular component (GO): Golgi membrane
Molecular function (GO): carbohydrate binding; galactosyltransferase activity
Source: RefSeq, a predicted model, not a curated record
UACUGGUUAUAGCAACAAGAUCCUCUGCUUCAGCUUGGAAAUGCUUUCGUCUUCUCUGUCUGGGCUCUGCAACUGCAAUUGCAAUUGACUGAUCUUGGAUCUUCAUGAAUUAUCUACUUGAAAGAUCGGCCGAAAUCAAUAUAAAACGGGUUAAUAAAUGAUGCAAUUCAUGUCAGUGGUGAGAUUCAAAUUUGGUUUCACUUCAGUCAGAAUGAGGGAUUGGUUGGUGGGAGUCUCCAUUAUGGUUCUUACAUUGAUCUUUAUCAUCCGUCAUGAACAAUCUGAUCACAAAUUUCCAACGAGUCACACUGUGGAUGAUUCUAGUAUAGAAGGAGAGAGUGUUCAUGAACCAGCAAAGAAGCCACAUUUUAUGACUUUGGAAGAUCUUGAUUAUCUCUUUUCAAACAAGAGCUUUUUCGGAGAAGAAGAAGAUUUGAAAGGAUUGCUUGUAUGGUCUCGUAUGCGUCCAUUUCUAGGGAUUGAAGAAGCUACUUUGGCCAUGAAAGAUUUGGUUUUUCUGAUCAAUAAAGAGAAAGGAGCUUCUUUUUCUGCUAUGGUCUCCAAGGAACUUGGAAGAAACUGUCCGGAUUUUGUCACUGCAUUUGAUGAGGAUUUGUCUGGUUUAAGGCAUGUACUACUUGAGCUUCCUUGUGGUUUAAUUGAAGAUUCUUCAGUAACUUUGGUUGGUAUUCCUGAUGAACAUUCUAGUAGCUUCCAGAUUCAGCUCGUUGGCUCAGAAUUAUCAGGCGAAACCCGUCGGCCAAUAAUCUUGCGUUACAAUGUGAAUUUUUCUAGGCCAUCCAUAGUGCAAAAUACAUGGACAGAAAAGCUCGGUUGGGGAAACAAAGUGCGAUGCCCAGAUCAUGGAUCAGUUAAAAAUCAUUUAGUUGAUCAACUUCCUCUCUGCAACAAACAGACCGGUAGAAUCACUUCGGAAAAGAGUUCCAACGAUGAUGCAACUAUGGAAUUUUCUCUUUCAAAUGCUAAUUUUCCAUUUCUCAAAGGGAGUCCUUUCACUGCCACAUUGUGGUUUGGCUUAGAAGGUUUUCAUAUGACGAUAAAUGGGCGGCACGAGACUUCAUUUGCUUACAGGGAGAAGCUCGAGCCAUGGUUAGUCAGUGCAGUCAAAGUCUCAGGUGGUUUGAAAAUGUUAUCUGCCUUAGCCACAAGACUGCCCAUUCCCGAUGACCAUGCUUCUUUAAUCAUAGAAGAGAAACUUAAAGCUCCAUCUCUUUCCGGGACAAGAAUAGAACUAUUGGUGGGUGUUUUCUCCACUGGAAAUAAUUUUAAGCGGCGUAUGGCAUUGAGAAGAUCUUGGAUGCAAUACGAGGCAGUAAAAUCUGGCAAAGUGGCUGUUCGAUUUCUCAUUGGCCUUCACACAAAGGAAAAAGUCAAUUUAGAGAUGUGGAGAGAAUCUAAGGCAUAUGGAGACAUUCAGUUUAUGCCAUUUGUUGAUUACUAUGGUUUACUUAGCUUGAAAACAGUUGCGCUUUGCAUUCUCGGGACCAAAGUCAUCCCAGCAAAAUACAUAAUGAAGACGGAUGAUGAUGCGUUUGUGCGGAUUGAUGAACUCCUAUCAAGUCUAAAAGAAAAACCGUCUAGUGCCCUUUUGUACGGUUUGAUAUCAUUUGAUUCAUCACCGGACCGUGAACAAGGCAGCAAAUGGUUUAUCCGUAAAGAGGAAUGGCCUUUAGAUUCAUACCCUCCAUGGGCACAUGGCCCUGGCUACAUCAUCUCUCAUGAUAUCGCGAAAUUUGUGGUGAAGGGUCACCGUCAAAGAGAUCUUAGACUUUUCAAGCUGGAAGAUGUGGCGAUGGGGAUAUGGAUUCAACAAUUCAACGAGACAAUAAAAAGAGUGAAGUACAUCAAUGACAAAAGAUUUCAUAACAGUGGUUGUAAAUCAAAUUACAUUCUUGUUCAUUACCAAACUCCUCGAUUAAUUUUGUGUCUUUGGGAGAAGCUGCAAAAAGAGAACCAAUCGAUUUGCUGCGAAUAAAUCUCUCGAGCAUGCAAGUAUGUAACCUUUCUGGUUCUGUUUCUACAAUAUCUUCCUGUGUGAGAUGAUAAUUUGUACUAUAUCAACUAAAACUCUAAACAAGACCACUUAUGCAACAUGAGACAUCAAACGCCA